This is a messenger RNA of Eutrema salsugineum, 2198 nucleotides long. RefSeq lists its product as uncharacterized. The transcript is spliced from 9 exons. NCBI's taxonomy places the organism in Eukaryota, Viridiplantae, Streptophyta, Magnoliopsida, Brassicales, Brassicaceae. The coding region runs from base 874 to 2085 and encodes 403 amino acids. The record is from RefSeq and is a predicted model, not a curated record.
CAGUAGUGUUCUCUUCUCCUCUCGUCGUCUCUCUUUAGCAACUUUUUUUUUUAAUUCUCAGCUUACUGUCUUUUUUUUUAUCUGACAUUUGUCUUAAGAUUCUCUCUUGAACGAUCUCUUAUCCGUAACUAGUAAGUUUUAUAAAUGGAAAUGUUUCUAAAAGUUUUAGAUUCUUGUUUGAGAUAGAUCGCAAUGUAUGUAUGAUCCUCGUGAAUUAUUUUAUGAGUUUUCGUUCUGUUGCGAAGGAUUUUUGUUCUGUUUUCUCGGAUUAGGCGUUAGUUUAAGGAGGAUAAGCUAAGCAGCGAGAUUUCUUCUUUCUCAGAAAAUAUUACUCAUUUUUUAAUUUGUGGGCAAUACUAUAGUGUAAGUGUAACAGCUGUGUGUCUCUGGCCCACAUUAUACUUCAUUUUUGUUUUGUUAUUUGUUUGUUGUUUCUCAAUUCCAUUGCAUAUGACUCUCAAUUAAAAGCAUUAAGCUUCUGUAGCUGAAAAUUUUGAUUUUCUUUUUUUUUGUGUUUAUCGUAAAAAUCACCCGACAGAUAUCUGUCUAGGAAUAGUUCUUUGUACUGUAAUCGCCAAGAAUGUCUGUCCUUUGCACUUAAGUAUGUGUAUAUUAUUAAAAAAUUUGAGAGAACAUGUUUCAAGUUCUGAAUUUUUUUACUAGUUAGUUUAUGGAUUGGGAAACAAAAUUGCUUGAUAGAUUUUCUGAAAGAGAGCUGAGAUUCAGUUCUGUGAAUCUAGCUUGUGAUUUGUCAUGGCAUGUUAUAUUAGAUUGGUUUAUGGGCAACAUUGUCGGGUUCUGUUCAAUUAUUGUGACAUACUUUGUUAUUUGUAGUGUAAAAACAUGGACUUGACUUAAAUUUGGCAUUUUGGGAUGGACCGGAGACCGGAUUUUCCUGAAACUUUUGCUAGAUUGAAGUGUGAGAGUGAUAAAAUGAAUGACGUGAAGCAUUUCCUAAUGGAACCUAAAUAUGACAAUAUGGCGGUGGAUAGUUUCUUAGGUCUCGGUAUGGAGACUAUGGGCAUUAGCUCCAAGAUGGAGGAAUUUUCUCAUGGAUUUGACUUUAGCUUUCUCCCAGAUUAUGGUGGUCUACACUCUUGUAAAACUCAAGAUGGGGAAGCAGGUUUAAAGCUCGAAAUUCUUGAUGGGUUUCUGGAUGAAGUUGAUGAAGUGGAAGAUAUCUACGCAUCACAUGAUCUUUCUUCUAUUGGUAAUGGUAACCAAUUCCUUCCAGAAACAGAAGUCAAGAAGAAAGUAUCUGAAUCAGAUGGUCACCCUUAUGGUCUUACGAACUUCAGUUCAGAAUCUUAUUCUCCUGGAAUUAGUGGAAGCAUCGGAUUCUCUGAGUGGUCAAAUGAAACUGUUCGACAUACUGAUUCCAAGAACGUAUCCAGUGGAAAAGUUAAAGAUAGCUUGGCUACGAAUUCAAACGAUAUGCGUUGUUUCUAUGAGUCAGAAGAUGACAAGAAACCAUUAUCCACUUUUAUUGGCUCUUGGGUUGGACGAGGCAAGAGACGAAAAAAGAACUUCCGUAACACCAGCUCUAGUAGAUUAGAUUCUUUGGAUGGAACAACGUCUUGUGUGUCCUAUGACUUCAGGCCUCGGAAUGGACCUCUGAAGAAAUGCAUUCAUACUAAAACGGAGCAUACAAUAUCUGAUGAUCAACAAACUUCAUCUGAGAGCGAAGAUUACAUUUCUGUAACAAACAGAUCCAAAAGCAGAAGUGACAGGAGAAAGCAUCAGAGGAUGUGGACUGUUGAUGAAGUGGUGAAGUUGCUUGAUGGUAUUUCUCAUUUUGGUGUUGGCAAAUGGACCGAUAUAAAGAACCUCUUCUUUGAUUCCGCAUCGUAUCGCACACCCAUCGAUAUCAGAGACAAGUGGCGUAAUCUACUAAAAGCAUGUUGUAAUAUCAAGUAUAAUGAUGAAGAGGCUGAAGAAAAACGAAGAUCAGCGUCUCGCACUAUCCCGAAGGAUAUACUACUUCGUGUAAGAGAACUUGCUUCACUCGACUCCAAAUCAUUGUGUUUCGCUCAUGAUUACUCAAGAAGCCGAAGCACUUCAAAUAGGAAGAAGAAGAGGAGUUGAUAUUGAUAGUCCAUAGAAAAUUAAAAUCAGAACCGAAUCGUUUUAACUCUUUUGGAAAGUUUAAGUUCUAUGUAGGAUAUUAAAUACAUACUUUGUUAAGUAUGACUUCUUUU